This is a messenger RNA of Gryllus bimaculatus (two-spotted cricket), 5322 nucleotides long. Lineage: Eukaryota; Metazoa; Arthropoda; Insecta; Orthoptera; Gryllidae. The record is from the annotation of a GenBank genome assembly.
UGCCCUGAGAGUUCUCUGGCGGCUAGAAAAAUACCUCUCUUGAAAGACGCCAUUUCAGUGCAUUUCCUGAGCUACGAUGGACGCAAAAGCGAUUUGGAAGGUGAAGCUUAUAUUUUUUUGUCUUCACAACGUAAGAAAUUACACUUCUACACUGCGAUUUUCGCAACUCCCAGGGGCAGAGUUGCAUAAAUCACAAUAUACGCGCCGCCAUGCGGAGGCGCUGUGAGGCGCUGGCGCUGGUGCUGGCGCUGGCGCUGGUGGCGCCGUGGGUGGCGCCGGUCCGCGCCGCCGCCCUGAUGCCCACGCUGGUGCUGCCGCUGCCCAGCCACCACCCGCACGCGCUGGGCUUCGACAUGCGCAACAUCACCAGCGAGAUGCUCGAGCUGAGCGCGCCGCUGGCGGCCAACAACUCGCAGUGCCGCGAGGACAGCCUGUGGUACCGCCAGCAGACGCUGGCCGCCGUGCCCUGGGCGCUGCGCAUGUACGACUCGUCGACGAAGGUGCCCGAUGGGCUGCUGACGGGCAACGUGGUGCAGCUGGGCAACUUCGACGAGUGCCUGGCGACGCACGCGCUGGACGCCGACGGCCACGGGCUCUUCUGGGGGCAGUACUGCCUGGCGGGGCUGGCGGUGGAGCGCACGUGGCCGCCGCCCAACGCCUCCGCCCCCGCCCCCGCCCCCGCCAACAACUUCAGCAACCACCUGCUGGCGGCGCUGGCGGGCCACCGGCUGCAGUGGGCCGUGUGCCUGCCGGCGUCGUGCGCGCCCGAGGACCUGGAGGCGCACCUGCAGGAGCGCAUGCCGGAGCUGCUGCUGCCCGACGCCGAGGCGCCGCCCUUCGAGCUGCGCGCGUCCGUGCGCGCCGCCAACUGCUACCGCGCGCGUGCCACGCAGCUCGACGAGGCCGACUGGGGCGCCAUCCUUUUAUUAGCGACGGUGUUUGCCAUCGUGAUAGCAUCCACAGCCUAUGAUGUCACACAUCCGGACACCAAUAAAGACGCGCUGUGGCUGGCCUUCUCGGUGCGCAAGAACGCGGCGACGCUGUUCGCGACGCGCGCGCACGGGCAGAUGGCGUCCGUCAACGGCAUCAAGUUCCUCAGCAUGGCGUGGGUGCUGCUCUUCCACAAGUACUGCGUCAUGGUGGAGACGCCCAACGACAACAGCGACGUCGUGCUCGAGGGGCUGAAGUACGACUGGACGCAGAUGCCCAUCUCGAACGGUGGCACCAUGGCCGUCAACUCCUUCUUCGUGAUCGGCGGGCUGCUGCUCACCCACGGCUUCAUCCGGGACCGCGUCGCCGGCCGCCCCUUCAGCCUCGUCAACUUCUACGUCUACCGAUACAUCAGGAUCACCCCCGUGUACGCGGUGGUGGUGGCUGUGUACGCGACGCUGCUGUACCACAUGGGCAGCGGGCCGCUUUGGAACCCCGUGAUGGCCAUGCACAGGGAGAACUGCCGCCACCACUGGUGGAAGAACCUGCUGUACAUCAACAACUACCAGCCGGUGACCAGCGAACUCUGUGUGGUGCAGACGUGGUACCUGGCGGCUGACAUGCAGCUGUACUGGCUGUCGCCGCUGCUCCUGUGGCCACUGUGGCGCUGGCCGCGCGUUGGGCGCGCGCUGUUGGCAACACUGCUGGUGGUGCCGCUCGCCUCCACCUUCUGGAUCACCUACGCGCGACGGUACCCCUGGGCCGACGCCAAGGACGUGAGCAACGAGAUCCGCAACUCCUACUUCCCGCUGAUCCACGCGUCGGCGUACGCGCGCGCGGCGCCCUUCCUGGUGGGCGUGGCGCUGGCCUGGGCGCUGCACCUCACGCGCAAGAACCGGCUGCGCCUGCCCGCGGUGGUGGUGGUCCUGGCGUGGGUGUCCCUGGGCUGCAUCAGCUGGACCAUCACGUACGCGCUGUACAUCUACUACAAGCCCGACCACCCGUACAACGCGCUGGAGGCUGCGUGCUUCCAGUCGCUGCACCCGCUGGGCUGGGGGCUCAUCGUCGCCUGGCUCAUCUUCGCCUGCGAGCGCGGAUACGCAGGGCCGGUGGCGGCGCUGCUGUCGUGGCGCUGGUGGCAGCCGCUGAGCCGCCUCACGUACACCGCCUACCUCGUGCACUUCGCCGUCUUCUACUACGACUUGGGCGUGACGCGCUCGCCCGGCCACUACACGCACUACAACGUGGUGCACAUCGUGCUGGGCGACUUGGUGCUCAUCCUGCUGCUGGCCACGGCGGCGGCUCUCGCCUUCGAGCUGCCCGUGCUCAACAUCGACCGCGCGCUGCUCAAGCCCAAACAGGGCUCGUCGGCGUCGGCGCCGGCGCUGGCCAAGGCGACGCAGCGGCUGUCGGUGCCGGCGGUGGCGCUGGGGGCGCCGCGCCCCUCGCUGCGCAGCAACGGCUCCGCCCCCUGCGCCGCGCACAUCAACGUCGCCUUCGAGGACGACCUCCCCGCCCCCGCCCCCGAACACGACCAGGUCACCAAGAUGUGACCGCACCCUCUCUCCUCAAACUGCAGUCCUCUUGUCAAUACUCGUCCAGCAGAUUACUCCACUUCAUUGCGCUUGGACGCUUUGAAAAUGUAUUUUACCUCUUUCAUUUUAUAACGAAUCCUGCAUAUUUUCGUAUGCCUUCACCUUUGCCGUUUUCUGCGUGUUCUUCUUUCCAAUUUUCAUUGUUUCCUAUGUAAUUUUUCUCCCCAUUUUUUUCACAUAUCGCAAAAAUUUGCUAUUCGCCUUAAUUACUUUUUUAAACUGUACUCAUUUUUCUAUAAUUCCAUUUAAGAGAACUUUACAAUAAAUUAAUAUAUUUUCCAUUUAUCUCAACCUUAUGCUAAUUUAUUUCUCAUUCACCAAUUUCAUUCCUUUUUACCCUAUUCUCAAAAUUGCGUAUUUCUGUCUAAUCUUCUUUCCCUAUUUUUCGCAAACCCACUGCCAUAAAUUCCUACGUAUUCUUCCUCAGCCAGCUUCAGCAGUUGUUAUCUGUUGCUAUUGCUUUCACCGUUUCCAUCCUCUUCGUUCUCAUUUGCUUAUGUCAUGCGUUCGCCUCUUUUCGCCGCCUUCGUCUUCAUUUUCAUUUUGGGAUUCCGGUGGCGGGCGCUCGGCGCGGCGGGGGUGGAGCCGAACACAAGCCCCGUUGUCGUGGCCUCCCCAGGGAAGGCGCCCCCGCCCCCCACCCCCCACGCACUCGCGGAGGCCGCCUGCCCACCAAUUGCCUAUUGUGCGCAACAACCACUUGUGCGCGAUUCUAGUGAAAGGGUGCCCAGAGGAGGGCUGUUUCAGCAAGGCGAAUCGCAUUUUGAAAUCCGAAAUGUAAAACAUUUUAACUGUAGUUUGUCAUUUUUUAAUCAAGUGAAUAACUCUUAUUUUCAAUUUUUACUUUUACCACUGCGAUUGCUACGUUUACUUUGUGACGGCUGACAUCACUUCCUGCCGUACUAUGAUUCGGUUCAGUUGGUAGGUCGUUCAUUUUUCGAUGUCCAUGUGAUACUUCUGUUGUUAAAUAACGUUAUUCAAUAAUAGUAGUAAUAAUAUUAGGCCUUAUUUAUGUGGUCCACCUUCCCCGCUCUUCCCAUUCCACUCUCAAUUUUAAUAAAGGAAGCUUCGAUGCCAUUCAGCUUAUUACCUUCAGCACUUUUCGAUUGCGUAGCAUUGAUUGGUCAUCUUCAGAGUUGCUGGAGCUUACGAAAUACAAAAGAACUCCUUGGAGUAGCGAUUAUAAACGCGUGGCUCGACGCAGAGCACCUCGGCGCGACUUGGAAGAGACAACAACAAGGAGAAGUCGGUCCGGAGAGUCUCUUGCCUUAGUCGAGGUGCAAAGCUCGUCGUCCACUGAGUCGAGACAGAAAGAGGAAUUAAUCAUAAUGGCGAAGUAGACAAAAAUUAUAAUUGGCUAUAAUAGAUACUAAGUAAUUUGGACAAAAACGUGACUAAAAUUAAAUUUUAUACUCAUAGAUGAGCCAGUGAUGGUCUGUGCGCUUGCUAUUCUUGCAAAGCAUUUCGGCGGGCGGUGAGCUGAACCAAGCCGAGCCGAGGCGCGCUAUACCGUGCGGUGCGAAAACUUGAAUGCAAAUUAUAACAUAAUUAUUGAUACUUUGAAUAUAGCCUUUCAAAAUUGUUUGUUCUAUCAGAAAAGCGUACUGUAUUAAAAUUAUUUUAAAGUACUAGUAUUACAUUUUUUUCUUCAGAUUAAUUCUUUAAAUUUUCAACUCAAUUAUUUUUCAAUAGAAGUUUUCCAAUUACAGUAAUUACCAUACAGGUUUUUAAGGCUAAGAAUAUGUUUUGUUUUCUCAUUGAAAUCUUGGGAAAUUAUGAUUAUAAAUUAACUUAAUAAUCUGAAAAACAGAAUUGACAUUGGAUUCUCUUCAAGAUAAUUUGCAUUGUUUUUGAGCAUCUUCAGACUCUUUGCUGACAAUAUUAAAUCUCUCAAUGCACUAAUUCAUUAAGUAAUAUUUCAUUUUAUUUUUUAAAACUCUCUACUCUACGGUGCAAGUGUAAAAAAAAAACAUCUUCACUAAAUAUUACAUUAAGUAAUGGAAGCAAUAACCACACAUCACGAAAAUACAGUAGCUAGUCGAAAAUAUAUUUUUUUGUGUAACAGUUUCAAAUCAUAUUAUAUUACAGUGUUACUCUCAUUCUUACGUAAAAAGUCUAGAAAGACCUUAAAAGAUUUUGCAUUUCUUUAGCUGCUUCUCUAUAUUUAUUUUACUUAUUUUAAUAUCUUUAUGAUUCCUAACUCAAUUUCUUCCUUUAAAAGAAAUAUUUUUGUAGUGAGUCUGCAAUUAGAAAUAGCCAUUUUGGCACAAUAUUAUACUGUAUGUUGUCAUUGGUCAGAAUAAGCAAAUGUCAGCGAUUUAAUAGAAUUGUAACUAUAACAAGUUUCAAAUUGUUAAACAAAUGGGCCAAUGAAUAAGAAAAGAUGUACAAUGAUUUUUGUUGCUAAAAGAGCUAAUGUUAUCGUAAUAGUCUUGAUUUGAGAAUAAAAAUUAACUUUAGAGAAAUUGAUAUUGCCGUAAUAAUGAAUACUAUUUUACAAAAAAAUUUUGUAAUAAUAUUAAUGAAAUAUCGUUUCGGCAUAGAAAUCAAUAGUUUCGGGGUGGCGGAGGCGGGCUUCUGGUCGCCGGGCGGCGGCGGCGGCGGCGGCGGUGGGGGCGCGCCUUGCAGCAGCACGGCCUCGUCGGGCCCCGCCACGCCCACCGGCUCGCGCGGCGGCGACAGCCCCAGCGCGCCCUACGACGAGGAGCUGCAGCCGCACGGCCUCCUGCACUUCGACGGCCCGCCCGCGCCCCUCGCGCCGCUCGACUUCUACGGCGCGCCCGCCGCCCUCGGGUGA